Messenger RNA from Carica papaya (papaya), 1399 nucleotides. The record is from RefSeq and is a predicted model, not a curated record. Lineage: Eukaryota; Viridiplantae; Streptophyta; Magnoliopsida; Brassicales; Caricaceae.
UUACACCUCAUUAACAACCCGCCAAUUUUCUCUUCCUUUUUUUCUCAGGAGACAAACACCAAUUCAAAAGAAUCAAUCAAAAAACUGAACGUUUCUGUCAAUAUAUCAACAAUGGCUCCUGCGACGCUAACAGAUCUGGCAGGUGAGAGUACACUGCAGGCGAGCUUUGUCCGCGACGAGGACGAGCGGCCCAAGGUGGCCUACGAUGAAUUUAGCGACGAAAUCCCCGUGAUUUCUCUUGCUGGCAUUGAUGAUGAUGGCACGAGGAGGGCGGAGAUAUGCGAAAAGAUCGUAGCGGCAUGCGAGGACUGGGGAAUCUUCCAGGUUGUUGAUCAUGGCGUCGAUGCUAAGCUCAUCUCCGAAAUGACUCGUCUUGCCUCUGAGUUCUUCGCUUUGCCUGCAGAGGAGAAGCUCCGGUUUGACAUGUCCGGCGGAAAGAAGGGUGGCUUCAUUGUCUCCAGUAAAUUGCAGGGUGAAGCAGUGCAAGAUUGGCGCGAAAUUGUGACAUACUUCUCGUACCCAAUAAAGAACAGAGACUACUCGAGGUGGCCGGACAAGCCAGAGGGUUGGAUUAAAGUGACGAAGGAGUACAGCGAAAAACUGAUGGGAUUAGCAUGCAAACUGCUGGAGGUUUUAUCAGAGGCGAUGGGUUUGGAUAAGGAGGCGUUGACCAAGGCCUGCAUUGACAUGGACCAGAAAGUCGUUGUGAAUUUCUACCCGAAAUGCCCACAACCCGACCUAACUCUCGGACUCAAACGCCACACGGACCCGGGAACCAUCACGUUGUUGCUGCAGGAUCAGGUCGGUGGCCUCCAGGCCACCAGAGAUAAGGGCGAGACAUGGAUCACCGUUAAACCUGUUGAAGGUGCCUUUGUUGUCAAUCUCGGUGAUCACGGUCACUUUUUAAGCAAUGGGAGGUUCAAGAAUGCGGACCAUCAAGCAGUUGUGAACUCAAACAAGAGCAGACUGUCAAUAGCGACAUUCCAAAAUCCAGCACCGGAGGCCACCGUCUACCCUUUGAAGAUCCGGAAAGGGGAGAAGGCGGUGAUGGAGGAGGCGAUAACAUUUGCAGAGAUGUACAGGAGGAAAAUGAGCAAGGACCUUGAGCUAGCAAGGCUGAAGAAGCAAGCGAAAGAGAAGCAAUUGCAGGAGACAGAGAAAACUAAAUUGGAGGCCAAACCUUUGGAGGAAAUCCUUGCUUAAUUUUAAAAAUUAAAAAAAAAAAAAAGAAAAAGAUAAGUGUUAUAUAUCGUAUUACUAAGUUGAAUUUAAUGCUGUGUAUUUCCAUGUCAUGUGAUGCUGCUUUCCAUGGAGGGAGUGGGACUCUUAAAUGUUCUGCUAUUUAUUGCUGGUAGUUGAGGAAGGUUAAAUAAUGAAGGCUUUCGUUUGGCUUGCAUUA